Messenger RNA from Solanum pennellii, 1400 nucleotides. RefSeq lists its product as uncharacterized. The record is from RefSeq and is a predicted model, not a curated record. Lineage: Eukaryota; Viridiplantae; Streptophyta; Magnoliopsida; Solanales; Solanaceae. The coding region runs from base 968 to 1336 and encodes 122 amino acids. Gene Ontology annotation, molecular function: enzyme inhibitor activity. The transcript has a single exon.
AUAGUGGUUAUGUUGAUAAAGUUGGUUGAUGUUAAUAGUUAAAAUCGUUGAUGACAAUGGCCGAGGAAUAUGUGGUGUUUAACGAUGUGUUGACAUGAUAAAUUGCGAUGAUGCUAGUUGUGAUGGUGAAAAUGAUUGACAAUAUAUAAAGAUUACCGUAGUGAUUUUGAAGAUGAUGAUGAUAAUGAUGAUUGAUGAUUUGUUAGUUGUAAUUGGCGGUGGUACUGGCGUUGGUUGGUAAUAUGGAUUGACCGCAAUAGCGGUAGGUGAUUUAUAAUGGUGGUAGAGACGGCAAUGUUAAUGGUAAUCAAUAUUAAUAUAAUUAUAAUGAUGAAGGGGAAGGUAUGGCAGUUGUUGACACUAUUGAGAGUGAUGGUGGUUGUCAGUGAUGAUUGUGAUGACAUACAUUACUGAUAGUGAUUGAAGAUAAUAACAUAGGUGGUUAAUGAUGGUGAUUGAUGAUGUAAUUCACUCCCCUUUUAACUAAACGUCUCAACUUUUAUAGCUUAACUUGCUAAUGUUCUAGGUUUUUGUUUUUUCUUUUGGAGGGAGAGGGGGGGAGAUCCAAAUUUUGAAGUGAAAUUUCCUAAACCUUUGUCACAUUUGCCCAUUCAUUUGAUGAGUUUUUGGGAAAUUUCCUCAUGGUGUUAACCCUCCAUUCUGUAAUUCUCUACAAUGUAUAUAAAUAUCAUUUCACAACACACAGAAGAAAAUCAUCAAAAUAUUAAGCUCAGAAUAAUGUGGCAUUGCUCUUUCUCUUCCCUCUCACUUUGCUGCUUAUUCUUACUGUUAACAAUAACACCAACACACUUACCUGAUUUCCCCACCAUUGUUAGACUGGAUAAACUCAACCUGCAAAGAAUGCUCAGAUAAGUCAGCAGACAUAAACUACAACUUUUAUGUUACUUCACUCCAAGCAAUUCCUAUAACUCAUGUUACCAACUUACAAUGAGUAGGAAUUGUAGCAAUGGAGCUGGCUCUAGAAAAUGCUACCAACACGAUUUCGACCAUUGAGAAGAUGCUCAGUAGCAAAGAGUUUGAUCCUUUUGCUAUGAACUGUUUUAGAGAUUGCUUGGAACUUUAUGCAGAUGCUAUUACCAUGCUGGUGGAUGCUUUUGUUGCGUUCUUGGCUGAGCAUUUUGAUAUAGCUUCUGUACUAAUGAGGACAGUUAUGGAUGCAACAUCAACGUGUGAUGAAGAGUUCACUGAGAAGAAAGGAGAGUCGACACUACUAGCAAAGGAGAAUUACAAUCUCUUCCAAUUGAGUGGCAUCUCAUCGUGCAUCAUUAAACAAGUUUCCUCUGUUCCUUCUCAGCUAAUUAAUGUAUCUUCUUAACAUGUGGCUGCUAUAAAUUGUGUACUGAAUGGGACACCAAAGGGUUGCUAAAUUCUUGUAGAAA